Molecule: messenger RNA, 1049 nt
Organism: Drosophila novamexicana
Lineage: Eukaryota; Metazoa; Arthropoda; Insecta; Diptera; Drosophilidae
Exons: 2
Coding region: 92-505 (137 amino acids)
Source: RefSeq, a predicted model, not a curated record
UCAAGUUGGUCUCUGAACUAGCUGUCAUCGGACACAACAUGCCUGCACAGACUAGAAUAAAGUCCUCAAAGACAUCAAAGACUUUCACAAAAUGAGGGGAAUAUUCAACAUCUUCGGCACUUUCUGUCAACUGGCUGCCUCAGUUAUAAAUACAAUCUUAUUCGGGCCUUUGGACGAUGAGCUAUCUGCUAAAGAGGAUGAAAGCCAGGAAGAGUCCACCGAUAAUGCGGAGGAGUUGCACGACGAUCCGCUCAAUAUCAGCUCGAGUCCCAAUAAGGAAAGGGAAGUUCACUGCGUCUGUGAGGAGGUUAAUGGUCGUUUACAUAAGCUCUACGAUCUGCGGGAUUACGUGCUUGAUCCUCAAGACGAUAUGCAGCAGGCCAUGCGUCGCGAAGAAGCUCGUCAAAAAGCGCAAACUGGAUACCACCAGCCCCUAAGCCUGCCGCGUAGCAUCCGGCGCACGGUAGAGCAACAUUUGCAGUUUGUUUCUGAAGAUCGGUUAUAAAUAGUUCAUUUCCAUUAUUCCUUCAUAUAUUCCCAAAUUCACUAAUCGAUUGAUGUUAAUUUGUUUUUUUUUCUUCCAAAUUUUUAUUUUGAUACCUCACACGAGUCUGUGAGAGACACAAAUAGAAGUUUCCAUUAGCUGGAAAGAGACAGCGUUGCAGGUGCGGCGCAAGAAUUCGCAUCUUUUCUUAUAUUCUUAUAAGCAUUUAUAUAAAAUAUAUAAAUAUAUCGGUCAGCAGCCUUUCGUUCUCAGACUAAAUUUAUAGUUUACGUUUUCUAUUACCAUCCACAAAUCGAUUUGAAACCCAUAAUUUGGUCUGUUCUUAGGGAUCUCAUUUCUUGCCCGAUCGUUAAUAUGCUGUACUUGCAGCUAAAGAAGCAUCCAAUGCUUUGUUUCAACGGGGAUUGGUUUGCAGAAAGAUAUACAGUCGAAUGGGUAGACGUGCGAUGCCUUAUCGACUAAGCUUAUCAUCCUGGGAUCUUUGACUUUACUUUACUCUUAGCAAGGCUAGAACACACAAUACGAACGUGUCAGUCGGGUUGCC